UCGGGCGACGGACGGACGACCAUGAUUAAGUUGAAGGCCCGCCAGCAGGAGAAGAAGAAGGAAGAGGAAGCCGCUGCUGCGGCCGCCGCUGAGCACGAGGCCUCUGGUGCCCCCGAGCCUGAUGAGACGGAGGCCAAGGCCAAGGUGUCGAUCUUCGGUAUUGGCCGCGGAAAGCGCACCGCAAAGCCCAAGGAGAAGAAGCGGACGCCUGGCGAGAUCCGCAUCCAGAAAGACAUUGCUGAGCUCGACGGCGGAUCUGCCGCUGUCGUGAGCUUCCCGGACCCGAAUGACCUCACGACCUUCGACGUCAAGGUGGCAGUCGAUACGGGCCUCUGGACCGGCGCCACGUAUCACUUCACGUUUAAGAUCCCUGCGCUGUACCCGCACGAACCGCCGAAAGUGCGCUGCGAGACCAAGAUCUAUCACCCGAACAUCGAUCUUGAAGGCCACGUGUGCUUGAACAUUCUUCGCGACGACUGGAAGCCUGUGCUCGACAUCAACGCCGUUAUUUAUGGCCUCAUCUACCUCUUCUACGAGCCCAACCCGGACGACCCGCUGAACAAGGAAGCUGCCGAGAUUUUCCGCAACGAUCCGCGCCGAUUCCAAGACCUCGUGUCGCGCUCGCUUCGGGGCCAGACGGUCCAAGGCCAGCAGUUUGAACGUCUUGUGUAACCUCGACUUGUCGAGAACAACAAUGGAUGAUGAUGGCGAGCAUAUGCAGUUCAC
Saprolegnia parasitica CBS 223.65 is the source of this 726-nucleotide messenger RNA. RefSeq lists its product as hypothetical. The transcript is spliced from 4 exons. Lineage: Eukaryota; Oomycota; Saprolegniomycetes; Saprolegniales; Saprolegniaceae. Bases 22 to 672 code for a protein of 216 amino acids. The record is from RefSeq and is a predicted model, not a curated record.